This is a messenger RNA of Dromiciops gliroides (monito del monte), 2363 nucleotides long. It is a transcript of the gene MTERF2, whose product is annotated as mitochondrial transcription termination factor 2. The record is from RefSeq and is a predicted model, not a curated record. Gene Ontology annotation, molecular function: double-stranded DNA binding. Gene Ontology annotation, cellular component: mitochondrial matrix. Gene Ontology annotation, biological process: termination of mitochondrial transcription; regulation of DNA-templated transcription. Bases 891 to 2081 code for a protein of 396 amino acids. Lineage: Eukaryota; Metazoa; Chordata; Mammalia; Microbiotheria; Microbiotheriidae. The transcript is spliced from 2 exons.
AGCAUCUCUGAGGCUAAGGGAGUAGAAUGGCCAACCUUGGAGGUGGGUGGAGGGAGAGGAGGAUCCUCUGAGAGCUCUCUACUCACACAAAGACACUCCAAGGCCACACGAGAAUAGCGGGGGGACAGCCCGCUACAUGGUGCCCCAACCCCUUCCUAGACAGAGAGCAGGAAACAGAUCUGUGAUUUUUUGUAUCUUUCCCCAGCAACCAAUGGAGAUCAACUCUUCUGAAAUUUACAAUCUUAGGACUGAGUUGUCCAGGGACUGACAGUUUAAAUGACUCGACCUGGGUCACGGUGCCAAUAAGUGUCAGAGCCAGAACUUGAACCCUCUGCUCUCUGACUGCGGAUCCAUCCUUUUCGGCCGUCUACUGAUCUUAGCAUCCACUUAGUUUAUGGAUUUGAUUAGAUGUAAUUGGUACAGUCCAGUCUCUUUUCUCGAGCCCUCCCCUGCUUUGAGAAGCAUUUGGAACAGUACAAGAAGAACGCAUCCUGUUUCCCGCCCCGAAAUGCUGAAGCAAGGCUAUGAUAGGCUAAAGAGAGAUCAUACUUAGCUAUGAUAGGUUUAGGCCAGCCAAUGUUCAGCAGAGUGAUAGGCUGGGCUAAGGAGGCUAUACUGAGUUGUGAUAGGGCAGCAAUUCUAAGCUGUAAUAGGCUGGGAGGAAUUAGUCUGAGUUACGAUAGGCUGAGUCUAAGAAAGCAAUAAUGACUGAGCUGUGAUAGGCUGGAGCGAGGCCACGCCGAGUCGUGAUAGGCUCGAGCGGGACCUAUGUGGAGGUAGGGUCAGCUUCCCGGAAGAGAGUGGCCAGUCUCCGCUGACUGGGACUCAGUACUGCGCGGCUUUCUGCAGCUGCGGCAGGGGCAGCUUCUAAAGACACUCCAAGCUCCACGAUGGUGAGGGGCAUUGGGCAAGGGAUUACAGGCAUGUUUAGGAUGUUACUGAUGAGAUCCCAGCCGUGCCCACUGUGGUCUUAUAAAAAGGCUGAAGCACGGAAGUACGAGCCUUUCUUAAAGUACUUCACUUCUACAAAUGACAGACAACAGCCCAAGGAUGAGAAUAACGUGACUGUGGGAAACCUCUGCAGGUUAUCAGUUGACAUCAGGAAAAUUCGAAGAGUAAAGGGAUGGGUGCUUUCCAAGGAGGAAACUUAUGUUGAAGAAAUUGCCAGUAUUCUGCAGAAAAUAGGCACUAAGGAAACAGCACUAGCCAGCAUCUUGGAACGCUGUCCAGAAGCUAUCCUUUGUAGUCCAGCAGCAGUUAAUGCCCAGAUAGACCUGUGGCGGUCUGUCUGCCGGAACAAGGAGGAGUUGGCGGCAUUAAUAGAACAGUUUCCAGAAUCGUUCUUUAUUGUUAAAGACCAGGAGAAUCAGAAGCUUAAUGUUGAAUUUUUUCAAGAAUUGGGGCUCAAGAAUGUGAUUAUUAGUAGGGUCUUGACAACCGCACCCAGUAUUUUUUGUAAUUCUGUAGAAAAGAAUAAACAAAUGAUCAAGAUGCUACAGGAAAGUUACUUGAAUUUAGGGGGCUCCCAAGCCAAUAUGAAAGUUUGGCUACUUAAACUAUUGAGUCAAGACCCAUAUAUUUUGUUAAAUUCUUCCACUCCUGUAAAGGAAACGCUGGAAUUUCUCCAGAAGCAAGGCUUCAUGGACUUGGAAAUUCUCCAACUUCUGUCCAAACUCAAAGGAUUUCUUUUUCAGCUCUCCCCUCCUAGGGUACAAGAAAGCAUCUUUUUCACCAGGAAUGCUUUUAAAUGCACAGAUCAGGACCUGAAGGAACUGAUUUUAAAAUGCCCUGCCCUUCUGUACUAUACUGUCCCCGUUCUAGAAGAGCGAAUGCAAGGUCUGUUCAAAGAAGGUAUUUCUUUAUCUCAAAUAAGAGAAACACCCAUGGUACUUGAGUUGACACCACAAAUUGUACAGUACAGAAUUAGAAAACUAAAUUCUUUGGGAUAUAGCAUAAGGAAUGGAAAUCUAGAAAACUUAAAUGGUACCAAAAAAGAGUUUGAGUCCAACUUUGGUAAAAUACAAGCAAAGAAAGAAAGGCCAUUAUUUAAUCCUGUAGCACCCUUAAAUGUGGAAGAUUAACAUGAGGUAAUUAGGGUGCCACUGUACCAGUAUACAUUAAACAUGGCCAGCAAUGGGAACAGCUGGGAACGCUGUUUCCUCUCAACACACACUUUGUGGUCCUGGAUGAUCAUCUGAGUCGUGAGUGCUUACUGUGGUAACUAGGCUCUCAGCCACUUCAUUUGCUACGUUCUCAACUUUGUGAUAAAUCAUGCUUUUGUGAUGAAAUGCAUAAUCAUAAAAUGUAAAUAUAUGGAUAAAACCUUUUAAGCCAUAUUUCAAUAAAAGUUAAUAUAAUAUUCA